Lodderomyces theae is the source of this 252-nucleotide messenger RNA. RefSeq lists its product as uncharacterized. The coding region runs from base 1 to 252 and encodes 83 amino acids. The transcript has a single exon. The record is from RefSeq and is a predicted model, not a curated record. Lineage: Eukaryota; Fungi; Ascomycota; Pichiomycetes; Serinales; Debaryomycetaceae.
AUGAAUCAGAAAUACCCCCCAUACACAAACGACAACACGACCCCACCCACAGUCUCACUACGCGACUAUGACGACGCAGAAUGGGCCGACACCACAUGUGUCGAUUACAGGCCCGAUUUACAAGGAUACGUUAUUGUUGAUUUGGAACAGACCGAUUAUGUUGUGGCUCAUAUCGACAAGACCGAUAAUAAUGUUUUGGAUGUCAUUUUCAAAAGUGCUAAGGAGACACAUGCCAAGCAACAGCAACAGUAA